AUGUUACCCCUGGGACCCAGAGGAACCACAGGGGGAGAGGCGUCGUGUUCAAGCGUGCUGGUCGCGGGCGGAGAGAUUCCAGUCUGCAGCGCAGCACUGUGUGAAGCGAGCGGGGAGACACGAGCGGGCGCAGAAGGAGAGAGCUCGCUCAGCAGCGCGCUGUGCGCACGCAGGGAGACUCCGCUUAGUAGCGCGCUGUGUGCAGCGGGCGGGGAGGCGCCAGUCAGGAGCGCGCUGGUCGCGGGCGGGGAGACUCCAGGCGGAAAAUCCGCGUGGGAAGGCGGAGUCGCGCGCCUUCCCGCCACGUUUCCUGUGGGCGGGGAGGCCCCAGUCAGCAGCGCGCUGCCUGCGGGCGGGGAGACUCCGCUCAGCAGAGCGCUGUGUGCUUCAGGCGGGGAGGCGCCAGUCAGGAGCGCGCUGGUGGGCGCAGGCGGGGAGGCCGCGCUAUCCGUGGUGCCUCGCGCGGGCGGAGAAGCGCCACUCAGAAGCGCACUGCGCGCAGGCGCGGAGUCUCCGCUCAGCAGUGCGUGUCUGCCUGCUAACGGGGAGGUUUCGCGCCGUACCGCGCGCCGCAAAGGGGAGAGUCGACUCCGCACACCAUGCGCGGGAGGUUUCCCCUCCCAGCCACCCUCCCCUUCCGCGCCCUCCGCGCUUCUGCCAUCCGCGUUCCGCGCACGUUCCGCUGCUGCCCCCUGCGCACGUCCCCUCUGCUGUGAAACCGCUGCCUCCCCACCCCGCCACCUCCCUGCUCCCCCGGAUGUGCCUCCUGGUGCGCCCCUCCCCGCAGCGAAGCUCCCGCGGGUUGCGGCAAUCAUGAGGCAGCGAGCAGCAAUGGACGGCGACUCGAGCGGGGGCGGCGCCGCUGCUAGGAAGGGUGGCGAGGAGCCAGAGUUCCUCGACUCGCAAGAGCAGGAGGCGAUGAUUGCAACUUUUGAGAAGCAACACCGCGAGUCAUUUCGUUUCUGGAAGAUCUGCAUAUCGCUGUUGCUACUCGCAUAUGCAUUGUUCAUGGUGCAUGGGGUCAUCAACCUCGUGGUCUCUCCCUGGAGCCAGAGGAGGAAUGCAGAGCUGCGGCAAAUUCUCGACUUCAAUACCCUUGCUGCUGCUGACGUGGCAUCAGUAGCAGCCUCCGCCCUUCUCCUCGCUUCCCUCUGGCUGCACGGAUCAACUCGUCACCUUCUCUUCACCUCUUCUGCUGCUCUCUCCACUGCGCUUGCUCUCUUCUGGUGCUACACCCUGCUACAGCUGGCAACACCGUUCCGGUGGCGGCUCUUCUGGUUACCCCUCACAAAUCCAGU
Closterium sp. Naga37s-1 is the source of this 1298-nucleotide messenger RNA. The record is from the annotation of a GenBank genome assembly. NCBI's taxonomy places the organism in Eukaryota, Viridiplantae, Streptophyta, Zygnematophyceae, Desmidiales, Closteriaceae.